AUGGCUUGCUUGGUGCUCCCUAUAGAAAAGGUCCUGAUUGUCACGGCCGACUCUAGGAUUCUCGUCGGGACACUAUCGGCAUGCGACCACUCGACGAACCUGGUCCUCAACCAGGCUACCGAGCGCAUCAUUCGCGAACAAGACGAUGACGAGGAGUCCACAAUCAUCCCGCUGGGACUUUACCUCGUGCGCGGAGACAACGUCUGCUCCGUGGGCUUGGUGGACGAGAAGCUCGACGAUAGUAUAAACUGGACAAAGGUCAAGGGCUCGGCCAUAGGGGGCGUGAAGCACGUAUGA
Geosmithia morbida is the source of this 297-nucleotide messenger RNA. Its product is annotated as U6 snRNA-associated Sm-like protein LSm8. The record is from RefSeq and is a predicted model, not a curated record. Gene Ontology annotation, biological process: mRNA splicing, via spliceosome. NCBI's taxonomy places the organism in Eukaryota, Fungi, Ascomycota, Sordariomycetes, Hypocreales, Bionectriaceae. The transcript has 2 exons. The coding region runs from base 1 to 297 and encodes 98 amino acids. Gene Ontology annotation, cellular component: U4/U6 x U5 tri-snRNP complex; U6 snRNP; precatalytic spliceosome. Gene Ontology annotation, molecular function: RNA binding.